Molecule: messenger RNA, 5285 nt
Organism: Fusarium verticillioides 7600
Lineage: Eukaryota; Fungi; Ascomycota; Sordariomycetes; Hypocreales; Nectriaceae
Product: CMGC/CDK/CRK7 protein kinase
Exons: 3
Coding region: 1594-4578 (994 amino acids)
Biological process (GO): protein phosphorylation; positive regulation of transcription elongation by RNA polymerase II; transcription elongation by RNA polymerase II
Cellular component (GO): cyclin/CDK positive transcription elongation factor complex; nucleus
Molecular function (GO): cyclin-dependent protein serine/threonine kinase activity; RNA polymerase II CTD heptapeptide repeat kinase activity; ATP binding
Source: RefSeq, a predicted model, not a curated record
ACCUACACCCAGUCACAAUCGCCAGAUGAUGACCACAUGGCUGCUGUUCUGAUACUGUGAUAAUAGGCGACACCUGGACGAUAGUCUCAAAAUGGCUUGCAAUUUCCAUUUGGCCAGACUGGCCACGAGAUGAAAUGAACCGUCUAUCGACCGAGCGCACUAUAUAGUGCUCCCAUCCCCUUCCGACCACCCGAGCCAUCAUAAGCAUACCCUUGAACCUCGUCACUAUUCCAUACGCCUCGUUUUGAUGAACCAGAAACUAUGCAGCUUGCUUAGACGCAUUCGAGAAUCUCCACAUGUACUGGAACUUCAUUCAUAAAACUGAAGCCCCGGAAAACCCGCUCAUACUUCAGUUUGGUCUGCCAAGAUGGAUGCAGGUUGAAAUUAUCACUGCCUUGUCCGUUUUGCACCAGUUUCUCAUUCUCCUGCAUCGUUUCACUGCGAUCUGCUUCGUACGCUGAAGCCUUUUAACACUUGGUUCUCAUUUUAACAUUGGUCCCUCAUUGCCGCGGGCAUAGGGAACCUCUGCCUUGCAACCAACCAAUGUUACGCAUUGAUUUGGGCAUCACUUAACUGGCUGAAGGGGUAAUUCGUCUCAUGAUCCAAUCUUGAUUUACCACGACGGCAGCAAAAAGUGUUAAUAUGGUCUCGGAUGACCUCCGAAUUGAGUCAUCUGAUAAGGGUCGAUAAUCUAUGGCAGCAUGACUCUUUUAUCAGAAUUUGGCAGGCUUAUUGGCUCUUGUUCUUGUUCGAGACCAUGAAUCACUAUUUUAGACGCAGCGGGUGGAUUUUGCGUCGCCAUGGUGUGUCUUCAUGCUCGAAGUCCCGGAUGGCUUAGCUGGAUGAGCAUUGACUUGUUAAGAGGAAGUCACAGUCAUGAUUUGGACUGUCGUAAAUUAUCCACAUGGAUUCGUAUAUAGUUCAUUUGCUCUUUUGAGAGCAGCGAUACGAUGCGAUCAUGCUGUCUCUCACCUGGUGGAACCAUUGGGGGUUAACCCAAGCGAUCCAACCAUCAACAGCUAACACCAAGGCGCUUGAUAUUGGCGAAGAUCUCUGGACGGAAGCCGCACUAUAGCCAGUGCAUAGGCAAAAGAAUAACGCCUAGAGAGCUAGAAGAGCGUGCAAGUGCAUGUAUGCUGGAGAUUCAUCUAGCUUGUUAAGAGCCUGAGAUUUCUGCCCCUUUCGAUCAUUUCUGCGCCUAUCACCAGCUUCUGGUGCUUUGGGACAUGAGUUUACUCGGGGCAAGCUUGAACUAUCAACAAAUCCUGACAAGGCAACUCCCGCGCAAAACUUACAUUACCCUAAUCCUUGGCCUCAUCAUUCCUUUUUCUUUCCUCUUUCUUUCCCCUUUCUUGUUCUUCUCUUUUUUUUUUGGGCGUCAAUCGCGCUGAUUCUGCAGAUGACAAAAAAUUCCCCGACCUGCAUUGGGCCAAAAAGCCUACAUGUUAAAUUCCCCGCGACCAUCGGGGGCCACUGAUUGUGAGCGGGUCACCGACGUCAAGGCUCAAGGUAGGUAGGUACCUGGUCAUUCCCACCGGUUAAGGUGCGGCCCCUAAGUAACCACUGAAAACUCGACGCCGCCCAGGUGCACUCAUGGAGACCGCAUCCAAACCUCCACGUCGACGUCGACAUGCUGCCAUGAGAGACGAGCGAGAACUUAAUGACCAAGGAGAAGGGGCUCGACAUGAGCGAGGAAUGAAACCCUCACAGAGAUCAAGGUCUCCCCGUCAAAUUCGCGAUUCUCGCCACGAUUCCGACGCACGCCGCAACCGCCCACUCACAAGACCAGAACCUCAUUCAUCUCGCCGUCGUCGCCAUUCACACGAUCGUAAUCGUGAUCGCGCUUCUCGUCUAACGCCUGAAGCGUCACGUCGAGUACCAGAAGUUGAAGAUCUUAUUCCGCGUUACCGAGAACGCCAUCGCGAAAUCGAGGAGAAGCCUCCACGGCGCAGCCAGAGCCGAAGCCCAGGCCACGACUAUAUCAGCAGGGCAUCGCCCUCGGCAGCCAAACGACAUCGAAGUCGGAGCCCUUCUUUGACCAUUUCCAAUCGAAAGAGAUCCAGAAGAAACAGGAGCCCCAAGCCAAGGACAAGGGACAUCAGCCUGGAGUCUCCAUCUAGGAAGCACGCCAGGCACUCCUCACGCGACCGACGUAAACCAUCGCCUCGCCAAGAAGAACGAUCUUCUAAAUCCCCCACACGUUCACGACCUAGAUCUCCAGCAAAGUCGGACUCGGGUUCGCGACGUGCAGACCGAGAUACUCAGUCCCAAUUGGACCGACCUCUGCCACGGUCACGAAGCCGAUCGCUUACAUCAGAGCAUCACUUGGCUUCAUCCCGACGAGCUCGUGCAUCAUCUCGCGAGGAUCAACGGACGUCGGGUCUUGGGCGGACUUCCUCACGGCGACAGCUUCCACCACGAUCACCUCAAGCAAGUAGGGGACGGAGAUCUCGAGAAGGGUCGCCCGGUUGGCGUCAUUCUUCGAGGUCCGAUAUUGACGAAGAUAUGGCCUCGAGAAACAAUCUUCGUGGAGGCUAUAACCCGAAGUAUCACCAAAAAUCACAUAUCAGUAAUGAUCCAUAUUCCCCAUCACCCCAACACGUUUCGUACCAUAACUCGCCUUCUCGAUCACCCUACGCACCAUCGCGUGGUGGAUGGAAUGGUCAUCAGCCCUACCCACCUCAGCAUCCUCAGGGGAGUAGUUACGGUCCCCCAAGUGGCCCUUCUAGCCAUUAUCAUUCCAAUACUACACGGUCACCGCCAUACGCCGCUCCGACCGGCCCGAUGCAGCAGUACCCUCAGGGGGGGAGCUACCGCGGUGGCUACAGAGGUGGCGGUUUUCGAGGUCGUGGGAGAGGUGGCUUCAAGAAUUCUCAUUGGAACUCAGGCCUUCCUUCAAGAGGACACCACGACGAUUUAGGCAAUGAACGCUUCAGCAAUGUGGACGACCACGGAAAUACAGGCCCUGAGCCUAUGGGUGUUCAGGAAGGAGUAUUCCAAUCUCACGAUGAAUUGGGCGAAGACAGCAGCCAGAGUGUUGAAGACAGAGCAAACCCAUUGACUACCCCCAACAGACCGCCCCCAUCUGGUCCAGGAGGGUCAUCUGGUAGCAAGUUCAGUUUUGCCUUUAAACCUUCAUCAAAGCCAGUGGUCACUGCCCCAAAGCCUGAGAUAUCACAAAAGUUGAAUGCUGCACCUCGACGAGAACCUCAGCCUGAGAAUCGAGAGAGAGAUCGGGCCCGAGAUCAAGAGUGCGAACCUCCCCGAAGUGCACCGACAGAGCCAGCUUCCUCACGGUCACGCCACGAGCGUCGCCAUCCUCCCGAAGGCCCUAAAGUUGCGCCCCGUAUGCGUAAGGUGAUGAAAAUCAUGAAGCGACCAAAGCCAAGACCGACUCUACCAGCUGAUCUGGUGGACUCGGAAUCUGUCUUCUUCAGAAAACCCGGAAACGAGUCAGUCGUUGGCUCUGGUACUUAUGGCAAAGUUUUCAAGGGCCUGAAUGUUUACACAAAGGGGAUGGUCGCCCUCAAACGAAUUCGAAUGGAAGGCGAGCGUGAUGGGUUUCCCGUCACAGCUAUCCGAGAAAUCAAGCUUCUCCAGUCUCUCAGACAUGUCAAUAUCGUCAAUCUUCAGGAGGUCAUGGUCGAAAAAAAUGAUUGUUUUAUGGUGUUUGAAUACCUGUCGCAUGACCUCACGGGGCUGCUGAAUCACCCUACAUUCAAACUGGAGACGGCUCAAAAGAAAGACCUCGCCAAACAGAUGUUCGAGGGCUUGGAUUAUCUCCAUACGCGAGGGGUACUCCAUCGCGAUAUAAAGGCUGCAAAUAUACUCGUCAGUAACGAAGGAGUCCUCAAGAUUGCUGAUUUUGGCCUCGCCCGAUUCUACGCCAAGCGUCACCAGCUGGACUACACCAAUCGAGUCAUCACCAUCUGGUAUCGCUCGCCAGAGCUAUUACUUGGCGAGACUAAGUACACUGCUGCUGUUGAUGUAUGGAGUGCAGCAUGCGUCAUGGUUGAGAUUUUUGAUCGAAAUGCCAUCUUCCCAGGGGACGGGACCGAGCUUAGCCAACUGGAAAAGAUCUAUAACGUGAUGGGCACGCCGAACUUGAAAGACUGGCCCAAUCUCAUUGAUAUGGCUUGGUUUGAACUUUUGCGCCCAACUGUGAAGAGAAGGAAUGUCUUCGCAGAGAAGUACCGUGAUAAAAUGUCACCAGCCGCCUUCGACCUGCUCUCCGCCAUGUUCCAUUACGACCCUGCAAAACGGCCCAGCGCUGCACAGGUACUCCAACAUGCAUACUUUACGGAAGAAGCACCAGUAGCCCGCCAGGCUACAGAACUCGCAACACAUAAUGACUGGCAUGAAUUCGAGUCUAAAGCCCUGAGAAAGGAGAACGAUCGACGCGAGAGAGAAGCCAGAAAGCUGGCUAAAGAGACUGCCGGGCGGGACAAAGAGAAAGACAAGAAGCGCUUUAACGAAGGGACCGACCAGCGCGACACAAAGCGGUUGCAGGUUGAUAAGAAUGGUGGAAACAAGCCCAUGCCGGCAGUCGCACCACCGAACUCGACCGCUGAGCCCUAAUAUUCAUGAUACCUUGAUUUAUACACUCGAAACGAUCACUCCUCGGCUACACAUUUGGUACUUUCGAACCCAGACGGCAUUACCCAAUCUGCAGAAGUCUUCUAGGCAAUCAGACAUUCCCCGUCCUCGUCCUCUUGCUGGGCGUUUCCCCAUAGGCCAAGGGGACCAAAUCAGCGGACUGGCGUUUUUGUUUCAAUGUAUCAUCAUUCGUUUCUUUUGAGUCUCGGUGGCUUCAUACCCUCUCAUGUUGGAACCUGAAGCAUUGCUAAUGCAUGGACGCGGGCACGGGUUUUUGUUUGUUUUGCUGGCUUCAUGGUCUCCUUUUUUGCAUCCUGCCUAUUGGCGCUGCAGUGUUCAUAGAGCGGGGACGGAUUUUUUCUUUUUGACGAAGGCAUGGCAAAGUAUUGUUGCUAUAUAGAAAUGACCAAGACAGUGAAUCAAAGACAAGGGGCGACAAUUAGACAGCGAAAGCCCAUUAAUAUGUAUUAAGCCAUCCUCGGGAAGACAGUCGCCGCCAGCUAAGUGCAUCAUUGACGUCUAUUUAUAUGCGGCGAGUCCUAGGACUCCAGUCAAAGAUGAUGCAGGUACCUGUUAUCUUGGGUUGUCGUUGAAGAAGUCCCAUCAUACAGAUGUUGCUUACUGCUAUUGCCAACCCGUUUUUGGAGUUUCGAUACGCAGCUCGAUCUGAGAAAACCAGAUGAUCUCAU